Messenger RNA from Girardinichthys multiradiatus, 2049 nucleotides. RefSeq names its product C-C chemokine receptor type 8-like. Gene Ontology annotation, cellular component: membrane. The coding region runs from base 489 to 1445 and encodes 318 amino acids. Gene Ontology annotation, biological process: immune response; G protein-coupled receptor signaling pathway. The record is from RefSeq and is a predicted model, not a curated record. NCBI's taxonomy places the organism in Eukaryota, Metazoa, Chordata, Actinopteri, Cyprinodontiformes, Goodeidae. The transcript is spliced from 2 exons. Gene Ontology annotation, molecular function: G protein-coupled receptor activity.
AGGAAGAUUAAAUUAAAACCAAAUUAAUACACACACCGUUCCUCAAGUUAGCUUCUAGUGUUACAUUACAACCUAGAACUUCUAAGUAAUUUAAAUGUUGAGUAACUGAAUCAAAGUUGAAGAAUUAACUAAUUGUUAUGUUUUAUUGCAGAUGCAACUUUAUUUCACUCAAAAUGUUUUGUUUUAAAAGAAAAACAGUAUAUCCAAGGUAUCAGGAGUUCUAACAUGGAAUGUGGAAACAAAACGUAUGAGCUCCCUUGUUUGUUCGGUACAUUAUCCCUCGGUUUUGUUGGAAACCGGCAAAGUUGUCUGUGCUUUGUUUGUUUAUAUGAUGAUCUUACAGUGAACGAUAGCUCAUUUCCAAUGAAGGGUUGUGCUUUUUGUGGAAAUUUCAUGUAAAUGAAAUUUCAUGGGACCUUUUAGAAGCAAGGUAAAGGACAUUCAGAGAACCAAUUGAUCAGAGCCCAUCAUUCCCAACAAGACUCAAUAUGGAUCAACCCAAUUUCACUACAGCCAAUUUUAACUUCUCUUCUCCUGGAUUCUGUCAACCCUCUUGGAACAGAAAAGGUCUGGUCUCUGCAGUGGUGUUUUCCUUUUGCUUUCUACUCGGAGUUCCUGGAAACAUUGCUGUGAUCCUACUCAAGCCUAACUGGAAGCAUCUGUCCAGUCUGAGCCAGAGUUUGAUGCUAAAUCUAACUCUUUCAGACCUGAUCUGUCUGCUGACCAUUCCAUUGUGGAUUUACAACUUAAUCUUUGGGUGGACAUUCGGCCUUGUGGCCUGCAAGGUUUUAGCAUACCUUGUGUACUGCACAGUUUAUUGCAGCCAGCUGACAGUGACUGUGUUGAGCAUCCAGCGCUACCUUGUUGUUGUGCGUGGAUGGAGGUGUCAUCAGGUACAAAAAAGUGUGCUGCUGGUUCUGCUUUGGCUGACUGCUGCUAUUUUGUGCAUCCAUGCUGUGGUGACUGAACAGCUGGUGACAGAUGACCAAUGGAUUCGUUGUAGACCCCAUUAUUCUUCUGAGACUGAGUGGGUGGCUGUGCUGGUAAUAGAAAACCUGUAUGGACUUGUUACAUUUUCACUUAUUGCUUUUUCAUACAUUUGCCUCUACAAGAAGGUAAACCGGGCAGCCUUUUUUAACAAUCCACAGACAAACAGGCUAGUCAUUGGUAUAAUUGUAAGCAAUUGUAUUUUGUUUGCUCCAUUACAUGUGAUAAAUGUGCUGGGCGUGUUAGCUAUAAGUAUUAAAAAUUACAAUCUAUUGAAGUUUUGUAUAGAUAACUGGAACACAGCCAAGUGCCUUACAUUUGUAAAUAGCUCCCUAAAUCCAUUUUUGUAUGUUUUUAUGUCUACCACAAUUUGCCCUUUUUGUCUGAAUAAGGAACUGUUGCAGCAAGAUGAGAUAAUUCCCCAAACACCAGAUGUUGCUACGAUUGCAGAACUUUGAUGACAAUAGCAAUAACUGGGAUUUAAUCUGGUUUAUAUCCAUAUACCAGGAAGAUUCAAUUAAAGCCAAAUGAAAUGAAUCCAGACAUUAUUCCUCAAGUUAGCUUCUAGUGCUUUAGUUCUAUGUUACAACCUAGAACUUCUACGUAAUUAAAAUUUUUGUUAAUUGACUUAAUUGUGAUGGUUUACAACACGAGAUGCAACUUUAUUUCACUCAACAUGUUUUGUUUCCAAAUAAAACUAGUGUAUCCAAAGUAUAACGACUUUUAACGUAAAAUUUGAAAAUGUAACGUAUGAGCUCCCUUGUUUGUUCAUUACAUUUUCCUGCUGUAUUGUUGGAAACAGGCAAAGUUGUCUGUGCUUUGCUCAUUUAUAUGAACUUUCAUGACAACAGCGAAACAUAUCCCUUUUUACCAAAGAGCAAAAGAUUUGUCUCCUUUGCUUCAAACUGAUGUCAUAUGCUCUACUAAUUUCUGCCAUUGCUUGAACCAAGAAGGUUGGUUUUGUCACUUUAACAGAGAUGUAUUUUUCUGUUCAUGUAAAAUAAAUUUUUUUACAUCACAGUAUCACAGUAUUUGUCAGUAUUUCUUAGUUUGCCAAAGUGA